GAAAUUACUAUUUGGCGCCAAACGUCAGAUGCAGACAGUGUUUACUUACCACAUUCUUCUGUUCUUUAAAGUUAUAUGCGUUCGCUUCACAUGUUAAAUUCAAAGUGAACCAUUAGAAUCCGAAAUAUGUGGUUUAUACAAAGGAAAAGUGACGGUCAAACUGUUUAUCUGUUGAAUAAGGAAUAUGACGUUGGUAGAAGGAAAUGUACCAUCGAAGUUUCCGACGAUUUGUCCGUUAGUCGGCAACAUUUAAAGCUCACCGUUGACUAUUCCCCCCUAACACAGGUAUCGGGCCAACCAACUUUAAAAAUUAUGGAUUUAGGAUCAACAUAUGGGGUAUUCAUUAAUCCUUCUACAACAAAUACUGGAAAAGUUGAACCAAAAACAUGGGUUAAUUUGGAAGCUGACUCAUCAUUUCAUUUUGGAGUCAAGAAUGAGUGGAUAGUCAAAUGGAAAAACAUCUCUGUGGUGUGUUCGGCUCUUGGAUCUGCUGAGAGAAGAAGACUUAACAAAGAGCUAACCAUGUUGGGGGCUGAAUCACUUUCUGAAUGGCAGCAUGGAAUCACUCACUUAGUAACAGAUAAAAUCAUGCUUACACAAAAGGUAUUAGAUAGCUUACUUGCUGCUAUACCAAUUGUGGUGGUGGACUUUUUUGAGAAAUGGGUGUCACUCCUUGAACAGGAUUCGUACAGUCCUCUACCUGAUGCCUCACAAUACACCCCACAAAUUGGACCAGCUCUCGGACAGUUUGGCAAGCAAAGUUUCAUUCCUAAGGAAGAAAGAAAGUCUCUUUUUCUUGGGAAGACUUUUCUUUUUGCCUCAUCUAAUGAAUUAAAAUCAUCCAUGGCAAUAGCUGCUAAAAGAGCUGGUGGAAACAUCACAAGCGAUUUCGAGGCUAUUAAUACUGAAGGCGUUGUGUUAAUGGAAUGUGCCAAUUCUCCGCCGGAUUAUGCCCGGUUGGUUACGUCGUUAUCGUCUCGUGGAGAACGGUCUAUCCCGCAGAGUGAAAUUGGUUUAGCCAUUCUUUCCUGUUCUGUUGAAAUAUAUUGCAAUCCCCGUGCCCGCCUUGCAAGCGAACAUAGCCAAGGUUGUAGUAAGCCUGCAAAAGCUUCCUUUCAGUGCAGCUUUCGUGAUGAAGAAACUCAACUGGCUACACAACCUUUCAAUCACAAAAAAGAGAGUGAAGAGCCACCUUGUAAAAGAAACAAGAUUGAAAAUCCAACCCCAGAAAGUCAUCAAGUCCAUCAACCACCCACCAAAAGAAUUCAUCUUGAUGAUGAAGCUGCUGCUACCUGCGAAAUUCGGCCUUCUGAUAAAGACAAUGAUGAAAUCCUGAAGAGAAAAAGUGUGAAACCUAAAUCAGGGCCAUUAUGUAGCGGGCGAACCAAUGUCAGUGUCAAGACUGAAGACCGCAAAAACAUUAUGGAUUUAUCCGUCCCACAGAAACUGCAUGCGGAAUUUUUUAGUCGACAAUCGUCUGACUCAUCUAGUACUUUGUCCACCAAUGUAAAUCCUGGUGAAACUAGUCAUUUUCAAGAUACUAGACAUACGACUAAGUCGGAAGUUGGAAAAAGCAUACCUGCAUGUUUACCUAACAAAGCUCGUAAGAGCUUUCGAUCGAAUGAUCAAAAAUUGAAAGCAGUAAAUCAGUCCGUUGUGCGCUCUGCGGGCUUGGAGCUUACAAGCACAUUGCCUUCCAACAGCCAAUUGAAAUCGCUCAGUAGGACAUCUUUAAAUGGCACAAUGGGAAAUGAUCAGAGCAGAAGUCAGUGGCAUGGUUGUAGCAGCCCAGGAAAGUUAAAUACAUCGAAACUGAUUGUAAAAACCAAUCUAGUUCGACCCGAGGUAUUUGAAAAGUCAAGUUCGCAGAAGUCACAAAACCAGCUCAAAGAAACACAGGUUAUUACUCGAAUCAAAUCAAUGAAGAUCGCUUCUCUGAAAGAGGGCAAGUGGACCAAGAAAUGAUCCACUGUACUCGUGUUUGAGGGUUAGGAGUUUAGUUGCCCAGCAAUCAAUUCCAAUGAAAUACAAAUGUUUAACAUU
Molecule: messenger RNA, 2043 nt
Organism: Daphnia magna
Lineage: Eukaryota; Metazoa; Arthropoda; Branchiopoda; Diplostraca; Daphniidae
Product: nibrin
Exons: 6
Coding region: 127-1965 (612 amino acids)
Biological process (GO): double-strand break repair via homologous recombination; mitotic G2 DNA damage checkpoint signaling
Cellular component (GO): Mre11 complex
Molecular function (GO): damaged DNA binding; protein binding
Source: RefSeq, a predicted model, not a curated record